Molecule: messenger RNA, 644 nt
Organism: Emiliania huxleyi CCMP1516
Lineage: Eukaryota; Haptophyta; Isochrysidales; Noelaerhabdaceae
Exons: 4
Coding region: 1-468 (155 amino acids)
Source: RefSeq, a predicted model, not a curated record
AUGAAAAGGCUCGGCUCGCCGGCUCACGAGGCGGCCUUGACGGAGGCGCCGCGCCGCGAGCACUCGCACACACUCGCCGUGCCGCCCCUCUUCAUCGACCGCCACCCCGUCACCACGGCAAACUACUCGGCCUACCGCCGCGCGACGGGCUACGCGCCAAAGGACCCGCUCAACUGGCUCAGCAACUGGCGACCGGGCGCGCAGUACACCGACGAGAUCGCCGACGAGCACACGCGCUCGGUGCUGCUGCGCGGCGGCUCAAACUACCGGCCGGACGGGUCGCACUGGUACUUUCCGAACCGCGGCGGGCCAGGCAGCGGCCCUCCGUGCACCACGCACAACAAGUACUUCCUUUUUGGCGAGUCGUACGAGCGCGCCGGCACUGUCGGUUUCCGAUGCGUCUACGACCGCCCUGCCCCCGCCACCCCGCCGCUCGGGCCCGACCGUGCCGCCGGAAUCGGCGUCUAAACUGAGAGCCGCCGGCGCCGCGAGCGCCUCGGCCGCGUUGCGGUUUACACACCGCGACGAGCGGGUGGGGUGGGAGCACAACACUUGUCGUGCCAGCAGCGAGUGUGCUGUGAGGAGUAGUCUGCUGUCAGGAGUAGGGGGUGGACAGCGUCCUAAAAUCUAAAACCUGAGGAUUC